UUUUGCGGUACCGAAUGUGCCUUUUGAAAUAAUUUUUUCAAUUUAUGACAAUCAUAAUUCGUAAUGUUGAGUUUUUUUGAAAAUUGGUAGUUUUUUGAGCUGUAUAUAGUGAUUUGGUCUUCGUUGUAUUGAGGAACAAUUAAGCUGAAAUAUGAGCAAACUGUACAUAUUUUCUUGAAUCCUCUCUUGCAAAAUCAUUGUGUUAUCAUAAUACUUUGUGUACUAAAAUGGACUUGGAUAAGCAUUUAAUAAGAGAGGUUAAAAACCGUCCUGUACUGUAUGAUUCCAGUCAUUCAAAUUACAAAGAUAUCGAUUAUAAGCAACAAACAUGGAUUGAAAUUGGUAGGAAACUGAUUGGCACUGAAGAUGAUACAACCUCAGUGAAUGCUCUCAAAGUCCGAUGGAAAAGCUUACGCGAUGCUUAUGUUAAAGAAAGAAAAUACGACAUUUCUAAAAGUUGUGGAUUGAAAGUAAAAUUGAAGAAACCAUGGAGGUUCAAAAAACAAAUGGAAUUUUUAGCCCCAUUCAUUCAAAGCAGAAAAGAAAUCAUUGAUGUUUCAAACACCGAAGAAAAUGACAGUAGAAGCGAUAUCACAAUUGAGACUAAAAUUGAUGGGCCGAAUUCAAGUCACAAUGAUAGCCAGAAAACGGAUAAUGAACCAGAUAGUUCUGUCAAUCACAAAUCUGACUUAGCUGAUUACAAACUUAUUCCUCGUGAACGAAAAGCAACCGAGAUUGAUUCAUUUUUCCGCGGAAUUUCUGAUGCAGUUAUGGGACUGAAUAAGAAAAACCAAAUAAUUGUACAGAGAGAAAUUGCUACAUUGGUGAUGAAUUUUAAAUUGAAAGAGCUAGAAGAGGAAGAAAAACGUAGCAAUAACUCAUGACAAUCAAAUUAAAUAUCAUCAUCAUUAUUAAUUUUUUUUUUCAAUGUACGUGUUGAAUAAAAUAGUAGGUAUAGCUUUUAAAUCUUGCAUUGAAAUAAAAUAAUCUAUAGAACUAGCUAUUUAUAAGAAUACCAUUAGUUCCAAGAUUCCCCAUCUUUUUGAUUGUUUUGAACGGUAUAUCUAUAAAUGCUAUCUUUGUUCCUGUUGUACAAUUAAUUGAACCUUGAACGACACUGUUUCGCUUUCACGACCCUUACUAAUUGAAUUUAAUUUUCUCAUUUUCAAAUCAAACGUUCAAUUUGAAUAUACUUGUGUAGAACGAUUUUUAAUUGACCUAUCGUUUGUGUACGCGUAUCAUUCUGCAUUUGAAAACUACAAUUUUGAAAAAACGUCACUUUUUUCGAGACUUGGCUUUUAUGUAAAUCAUAACUUUUCAAUAUUUUAUAAUACAUGCUUCCUGUGGUGUGUCA
Messenger RNA from Planococcus citri (citrus mealybug), 1354 nucleotides. RefSeq lists its product as uncharacterized. Gene Ontology annotation, cellular component: nucleus; transcription regulator complex. Bases 228 to 884 code for a protein of 218 amino acids. The record is from RefSeq and is a predicted model, not a curated record. The transcript is spliced from 4 exons. Gene Ontology annotation, biological process: regulation of transcription by RNA polymerase II. NCBI's taxonomy places the organism in Eukaryota, Metazoa, Arthropoda, Insecta, Hemiptera, Pseudococcidae.